Trichechus manatus latirostris (Florida manatee) is the source of this 3162-nucleotide messenger RNA. It is a transcript of the gene LYSMD4, whose product is annotated as LysM domain containing 4. The record is from RefSeq and is a predicted model, not a curated record. The transcript has 3 exons. NCBI's taxonomy places the organism in Eukaryota, Metazoa, Chordata, Mammalia, Sirenia, Trichechidae. The coding region runs from base 188 to 1081 and encodes 297 amino acids.
GCUGGUUUGCAGUGGGGGCCGUGGUGCCCUGCCUGGUCUCGCUUGUUGGUUUGGGGGCGGGCCGCCACUCCCCCAGGUGGAGGGGGCGACCGGGACCGUCGAAGGCCGGCCGUACAUCCUUGGGUUGGAGGUCAGAGGUUAAAGGUCAUGCCUUUGUGGAACGUCGGGGCUCCGCCCGUUUAAGAAAAUGAGGCAGAAGGAAGUAUUAACCAAGACCUUCCAAGGCCCGGCCGUUGUGUGUAGGACUCCGAGCAGCCAUGUUUACGUGUUUAAGGAUGGCAGCGGGGACUCGGGGGACUCCUCCGAGGAAGAGUCACGUCGCCUGGUUCUGCGGCCCCGGGGCAAGGAGCGCCACGAAGACUGCGCCCCCCACCCUCACCAGCCAGGAGCCACCGACGUGGUCCUGCUGCAGCGGGAGCUGGCCCAGGAGGACAGCCUCAACAAGCUGGCGCUGGAGUACGGCUGCAAAGUGGCAGAGAUCAAGAAAGUCAACCACUUCAUCUGCGAACAAGACUUAUAUGCUUUAAAAUCUAUUAAGAUUCCAGUGAAAAACCAUGGGAUCCUAACGGAGACACACAAAGAGCUAAAACCCCUCCCGAGCCCGUCCUCAGAGACCCGAGUGACCUUCACGGAGCUGCCGGACCCAGACAGAGCAGCUGCAGGCGCUGGGGGCCAGUCCAGCCAGCUGACAGAUUUCUUUAAGGGGAUUGACCAGAACAUUGAGCGUGCAGUGCGGUCAGAAAUCUUUUUACAUGAAAGUUACUGCAUCGAGACCUCCAAUCAGCCGCUGCUUCCUGCUACUCAGAAGUCACCGACAAAUGGUACGGACUGUGGAAUUCAGUGGUGGAAUGCUGUUUUUAUCAUGCUCCUGAUUGGGAUUGUUUUGCCAGUGUUUUAUUUAGUCUAUUUUAAAAUACAAGCUACUGGCGAGACACCUAGUAGCUGGAACACAACAGCUGUCCCCAGUGACUCGAUAGCAAUGACUGCAAUUCCAGGGAAAGCCCCCAAAUUAGUGAUGCCAGUGCCAGCCAUUCCCAAUUCAGACAGCCAUUUCGGUCAGACCACCCACGCAGGGAACUAAGCUUUUUGUUUUUAAAGAAUUAGCCCAGCUUUAGCAGCUGGGCUCCUGAUGUGCAUCAGCUGUCACUGGCCACAUCCUGAGGUGCUGCGUUUUCUUCUCUACGACUGAUGGACACCUUUCAUACAUCACUGUUGUGUUCUCAAUUGCACUCGCCCUGGGGAACAGCCUCCCCUGACAUAAGGCUACGGGACCCAGACACUGUUCCUUUGGCCUCCUGUAUCCAGAGAGGUGAGAGAGACCGUCACGGGUUGCUGCCUCUUAAGGACAUUUAAUGGACUGGCUGUGAGUGUCCCCCAGGUUGGACGUGCUGGGGAAGAGGACUGGCCUUAACAAGGAGGCCUGCAGUGUGAGCCGCACCAGGGUUGGCGUCUGGCCGCCUGGCUGUUUGCAGCUCCAUGCCUGCUACGGAGGGGGACCUGCUCUGAGAGGUGGUGCUCUGUGUCUCCCCAGCAGAGCUGCCUCAGCCUCCUUUAGGGAGUGACCGGUUGAAAUCGUAACAAGCCCUACUUCGUGUUUGCCUCAUCAGUUAGCCUUUGUGAGGCAGUGUCACUCCUAGACUUGAAAAAGCCCCGAAUCCAAACUGCUGUAGUACUGGGGAAACUGCGGUUCUCUUCACUGCACCUUUAGACGUGCUUAGUCUGAAACACAGGCAUGUGUUAAGUCGCAGUGUGGUGUGGCCGGCACCUCCUGGCGGGACACACGGGGCUGCUGCCAGUUUCACGUGAGGAGUGCGUCCAAGUGAGCGUUCUUUGAAAGAUGUCUUGCUGGCCCAGGGUGCAGACCUGACCGGGUGUGGAGAGAAGGGUGAAGGCCUCUCUAAUGAGGCUCCAGCACACGUUCACUUCCAUGUGCCCCUCUUCUAAGGCUGCGCAGACCCCUGGAAGGGUGGUGUCGGGAGCACGGGGCACUCGGCCUGCUCCUUCCCCGACUUUGUUCUUGGGGAUGCUGGAGCCACAGCACGAGAUGGGGCGCAGUUGCUUUUCCUAGGUGACACCUCUAGAGUAAAACUACGUACAGUGUAGCUUAGUGCUGAAAGACUCAACACUUAGCGGGGCAUCUAGGGGUGCCGCACACUGUGACAGGCCACUAAAGGAGGAGGCCUGGUACCUGUGGGCCUGAGGUGUGCCCUGUGAGAGUUCUCUCCAUCCCGUCCCCCCAGGACAAGGCAGCAGUGAUGCUGAGGCUGGAGGGGCAGGACUGAGGGGUGGGGGGGGCCCACUGCUGCCCCGGGGGCUGCUCUGGCAGGAGCCCGGCCUCGGGUCAUGGAGGGGUGGAAAUGGGCGCCUCAGAGAGGUUCACAGGGAGCCAAACGCUGAGCUUUGGUGGGAGUGGAUGGCAUUUGACCACCUCAGACUGGCUUUUUGGGAAGACCUUGACACAUUUGGCCUAGAGAUAAAUGUAAGCGAUCUCUUCACUGAGAGGAGGAGGUGUGGAGAGAGUACUUGAAAUAGCCUUCCAUUUUCUUAUCAGUUGGUGUGAAAAAGCAGCGAUUCGCCCAGGUUCAAUUACCAAAUUUAAAUAAUCUUCAAAAUUUAAUGUUUUCUUAGAUACCACGAUGAUCUCCGGGAUAAAAUGAACUUGUGAAACUUUUGCUACGGGAAAUGUUUUGAUCAUGUAAUGGCUUUUCUGGCCAAAUGUUCAUGCUCGCUGUGCCGCCAGGGGGCACGCUUCUACCACAUCUGUCACCACAACCCAGGCCCAGUCAGAGCCCCGUGGGAAAGUCACUUUUGUCAAAGAACAAAUAUCUGUAUCUGCUACUUUUCUCAAAUGGAAUAAAAUAAUUUCUUCUGUGAAGGAAAAUUGAGUCCGCCCUUUUUAAUUUGGGGGUUGAUAAUUCAGAAUUAAAAGACAUGGGACAAUGGUGGAGAAGAUGAAGGUGUCCAGGUCCUGAGGGCCCUGUGUGCCCUGUGUGCCUGGACACAGCAGCCCAGGGCCUGGGCCAGGGUUCCGUGAGCCGCGAGGGACAGGAAGUGUAACUAGCAAACUGCUGACUCGCCUGUGUGACGUGGUUUACAGCUGUGUUACCAGGUGUGCAUAAGACACACCUUGGAGCUCAUUUCUUGCAUAUUUUCUUUCAGUGU